AUGGCAUCCUCCUCAUCUCCCUCUGCAAAACCUGCAGCCACCGUGUCGUACUUUCUUCGCCUGAUUGCACCACCCGCUCUCCGCAGCGAGUCGCGUAUACGUGCGACCAACACCAAUCUGGGGUCCUACGGAACCCAUGAUGCCAAUCUUGCCUUUACCGGUUACGGUCUUCUUUUCGUGUCGGAGGUUUUGAAGCGUGUUGCUACUGCUGCUACUACUACUGUUGCUUCUGCUUCUUCCACCACAGACUCGGCAGUGUCCACCACCUCUAAAACUAACCCAGCCAUCGGCUUGCUUGCCAAACUCUUGUUUGCCCGCAACGCUCUCACGGGCUCACCUAUUGUCUCGCCAGCCACUGUGGCCGAUGUAGCCACACGCACACGUACAUUCUCGUCGCUUAUAUCCGACAUUCGCAUCUUUAAUCGUCUCUGGGGGUUGGUUCCUCUCGCGGUGUGGGCCUUUGACACAGCUGCCGCGCCGCCCAGUGAUCCUGUGCUUCGUGCUGUGGCCUAUAUCCAGGUUGCUGCCAACUUAUUGUAUCAGCCACUUGAGAAUGUGGCAUACCUUGCAAUGCACGGAAUCAUUGGCGGAGUUUCUGAUGACGCCCAGAUGAAGCUGUGGAUCUAUUCGUGUUACUUGUGGGCCGCCCAUGUUGUGCUGGAUUUCAUUCGCAUUGCUAGAGAGUACGUGCUAGCCAAGAGAGUAGCAGCGGCUAGCGAAAAGGGAGGCGAGAAGAAGGUCAAAUGGACUCAAUGGUGGCAGUCCAUUGUUAUCAACUUGUCGUACUUGCCUCUCACAGUUCACUGGUCCCUUGAAAAGGGAUGCUUGCCUGAUAUUGCCGUUGGAUUUUUGGGUGCUACUGCUGCUUUGGCUAGCAUUUAUCCUAGAUGGACUACCAUUGCUGCGAUCCAGGAUGAGCCUGUCAAGGCAAAGGAGGAAUAA
Magnusiomyces paraingens is the source of this 942-nucleotide messenger RNA. RefSeq lists its product as uncharacterized. Gene Ontology annotation, cellular component: peroxisomal membrane. Gene Ontology annotation, biological process: peroxisome fission. The transcript has a single exon. Lineage: Eukaryota; Fungi; Ascomycota; Dipodascomycetes; Dipodascales; Dipodascaceae. Bases 1 to 942 code for a protein of 313 amino acids. The record is from RefSeq and is a predicted model, not a curated record.